Racocetra persica is the source of this 260-nucleotide messenger RNA. The record is from the annotation of a GenBank genome assembly. Lineage: Eukaryota; Fungi; Glomeromycota; Glomeromycetes; Diversisporales; Gigasporaceae.
CAAUUUGUCCUAAAUGUCCAGUUCAAAGUGAAGUACGUGUUGAGGAAAUUGAGAUAACACCUAAAUGUAAAAAAACAACCAAGCAAUUUAAAGAUUCUCAAAAAUUUAAAAAACUUGUUAAUGAGCUAUUGAAUAAGGUAACUGCACGAAACACUACACAACCGCAUCAUGAGUCCAACACUAGAUCAUCUAUUAAUUUAAAUGAUCUUAAUAAAAACAUUUCUAUUGCUGAAGAAAAUAAUAAUAAAUCAAUUUAUGAG